GUCACCCCGUGUUUCAGCACCACUGCGCUGUCCAGCCUCUCGCGACUCUCUUCCUCACCGGACAGAAUAACUUUCCCCUCAAUCGAUUCUUCACUGCAAACCUAACAGCGCGUUCUGCUGAGAGUGUGAAGCGCAGCAGUAGUGCAGGAAGGAGCUGGCUAUGCUGUUUCUCUUGGCUUGAUUUUUUUGGGGGGGUAGCGUUUUGCUGCGGCGCUGUCCGUGACAUUGCGGUUGGAAGAGCCGCCGGUGGACCGCGAAGAUGGCGGAGAACACUGUCAACACCGCUGUCAGUACAACGACAGGUGAGCGACUUGCGCAAGCCAGUCACUAAAGUAAUGACAUCACCUUUAACUCCGGAAAAGAGACCGCAAAUCAAUAGCCAUGGAUCACCAACUUACCAGAAAACCAACCAAGGCAGCCCUUCUCCAAAACACACUGAUGCUCUGACCCCACCCACUGUCACCGAAAAGAAAACUCAAACCAACGGGCACGCUUCACCUUCACGCCAUCCACCCAAUACCAACGCACUUGCAGGUAAACAAUAUAUGGAAGGCUAUUUGAAGACAGAUGAUAGAAUGCGACUUGCCAAGGAGAGACGUGAAGAGAGAGAGAAGAGUUUGGCUGCACGGGAGCAAGCUAUAAAGGAGAAGGAAAGGCGGGCUCAGCUGCAGUAUGAGAAGACGGUGGAAGAGCGAUGGAAGCGGCUGGAGGAGCAAAGACAGAAGGAGGAGCUUCGCAGAGCAGCUGUGGAGGAGAAGAGAAGACAGCAGCUAGAGGAGGAGAAGGAGCGUCUGGAAACUCUAAUGAGGAAAUCACUGGAGCGCAGCUUGCACCUGGAGAACAGGAAUAAACGCUGGGCAUGGGGUCCCAACGGCACCACUCAAGGUGACUGGGAGAAUGCCCCGCCUCCUCUCUCUGCUGCCUCCGCCCUCUCCCAUGAUCUCGCUGCCCCCUCUCCUGCUGCAAUCGAAUCAGGCAACGCGCUCUCCAGUCCUCACAGGUUACCAUACAGAGGCUCACCGAGUCGAAGAAGAAACAACCCUGUGCCAACAGAAGAGUCCAGUAGAGCUCUCAGUGCCCCCAACACACCCAAGAAGGAGAGAUUGCGUAGAGAGAGGAGGACUGGUUCUCCGGCCACAGGUUCUCCGGUUAGGCGAGCUAAAUCUCCUGCUGAUGUUACCCGGCGCUCUGCCUCACCUGCCACACCUAAGUUAUUGCCAAAGAGUCGUACUCAGUCGCCCUGUACAGUGCGGCAGUAUCCACCCUCCCCUAUGAAACACAGACCUGCUACACCGGUGAGUGACAGCAACAGGAAGACAGAAGACAAGCAAGCUGAGGACAUCAGAAGCCAGGAUCCUAAGGAGGGCAGGUCUCUCAAGGCUGAGAUCAAUCCUAACAGGAGCCCUAACAGUGAAAGUCCGGAUAAGGAACCAAAAAUGGAGACAAGUGUUUCCAGCACAACACCUCCAGAAAGAAGAACAAUAAAGAUAGAAAAUCACAUUACUGGGUCAAAGGAGAAGAAAAGUGCAGUUUUAGAAAACCAACAGAAGGGGAAUGAAAAGGUGGAGACCCCUGAGAAAAAAAAUCCUAAAUCAAACUGUAAUGAUGUGACUGCAGAGCCUUCACCUCUGAACUCUCCUGGCAAGGUGGUUCCUGGAACGACAGACGCUGAGGAGGCGUCUCGUCUGCUUGCAGAACGCAGACGUCUGGCCAGAGUUCUGAAGGAACAGGAGGAGAAACAACGCAGGGAAUUGGAGGAGCAGGAAAAAAUAAAGAGUGAGCAGAUUAAGAAGAGGCAGCUGGAGGAAAGAGCUCGACAAGAAGAGAAAGCUCGUCAAGCUAAUGAGGAGAAAUGUAGACAAGAGCAAGAACGGAAGAAGAGAGAGCAAGAAGAGAAAAAACAGAAGGAGAAGGAGCUUCAGGCUCAGAUGGAGAAAGAGAAAGUGGAGGCAGAGAUUCAUGCUCAAAAGGAUGCUGAGCGUCAGCGGCAGGAGAGAGAGCUUUUCAAACAGCAGGAGGAACAGGAAAGACAACAACGAAAAAAGAGAAUUGACGAAAUAAUGAAGAGAACCAGGAAGAGUGAUGGUGAGAUGAAGAGAGAGGACAGCCCAGAGCCCUUGUCUCCUGUCUCCCACCCCAUCUCUCCUCCAGGUCGUAACCAUUUGAUCUCAAAUUCUGAAGUCAAAUCUCAGGCCAGCUCCAUUCAGACAACAUCUGUGCACGGCCAGACCGACAAACAGGAGAGUUCAGGGAAACGACCAGAGAAUGGAUGUGCGAAUGAACAGAUGAACUCACCUGCUCACAUGCCAUCAAAAAAUCCAUCCUUAAACGCCCAUGCGAACAUGAACUCUACUGCGGUUAAAACACAAGAGAAAGAAAAGGUAAGUGAAGAGAAUGCCAAGACUAUUAGACAAGAGAGCAAAGAGGUAAAGACCCAAAGUUUACAAAUGAAGGAGAAGAUAAAGCGAGAAGACGCAUCAGCAGCAAAGGUGCAGGUAACCCCACUGAAGAGCUCGCCUGAAAACACAGUAGCAAAUAUUAAGAGUAUUGUGAUGACAGAUAGUAAAUCCCAAGUGAAAGCGCCUGCAAAUACUCCCACUCACAACAACCUGACCAAUGGAAAAAGCCAAACUAUCACUCAGGUGGUCAAACAGGAGGCCAAUAUCCAAGUGAAAACACCCGAUUCUGUACAAAUGAAUGGACAGACCACAGCUCAGGGACCCAUGAAGGAAAUCACUGUGAAAAAGUCUGACAUCCCUCAUGCUAAUGGACAGGGGAGCUCAACGGUAACUGUCCCGCAAGCAAAUACUGUCCCUCAGGCUGGUGGACAUAUGAUAACACAGAAACCAAAGGAGGGAGGGAACCACGAGCCGCCCUCUUCCUUGACCCCGUUGUCAGAGUCAAAAGCCCCUCUGCCUCUUAUUCGUCUGGAGGGGAAGAGCGGAGCGGCAGAUGAAGUGCAGUACAUGGAAGUUAGCCCCGUUUCAAAGGAGGAACUCAUUUCCAUCCCAGAAUUCUCGCCAGUGAACUCUCCUCAGCAGAACGGAAUGAGUAACAUGCGUGCUCUAGAGGACCUGUUGGAUCUGACCGGACAAGUGGCUUAUCCCAGACUCUCUCCUGCUGCCAGCCUGGGCGACUGCAACAAGAAUCUAAUAGAAGGGAUCUGUAGCCCUGGAGCCGACUCGAAACUCAUUCCCACCAAACCUCCAGCCUCCGACAAACACCACGUACAAUAAUGGUAAUGUGACAGACCACAUUUGUGAAGCUGACUGCAGUGGGAUAACUGCUCAUCUCUUUUAACAGAAAAGAAAAGAAAGUGGAAAUAAAGGAAGAAAAUACUCCUGGGCAUAAGCGCAAAAUUUGUCUGUCUGGUUUCAGUGUUGCCCUAAUUAAAAAUGAUGUCCUUCUGCCUUUAAUCUUUACAGCACAAAAACCAAGUGUAUUGAAGCUGUGGUUCAGUGUUAUGGACAGACUAUAACUCAAGUGUAUAGUGUUCACCAAACGUGUGUGUUGUGUGUAUGUUUAUAUACGUACAGAUGUGGAUGGCUAAAAUUGCUGGGAAGAGGGUUUGGACAUAAUACUUUGAAGGUAUCUUAUAGCAGGGUUCAACAUUUUCCAAUGAUAUCGUAUUGGAUAGAGACAGAACACUGAUUGGUUGCACUCAUAUUUUAGGAAGCAUAACUGUAUGAAGUAAUACAUAGUGUGAAAUAUUAACUCUUUGUAGUUAGAAUACAUGAUAAAAGAUUUCUUUGCCAGUUGACCUGCUCUCUCAGUAUUAUGAACUGUUUUGUUGAGAAAUUGCUGUGUAUUUUAAUCGCAACUAACAUCUGCAUUGCAUCACACUGUAUUAAACCCCUAGUUUGCUAUGAAAUGCUUGUACCACAGGACAUUAGCACAUUAGAGAAAUAUGAACAUCAGUGAAUACAGCAUGUUAUUAUAAAAAUAAUUAAUGGCAGUAAGCCCAUUUUAAAGCCCUAGUUUACCAGUAAUUAGUCCCAUAUUCUUCCUCUGGUGUCAUCACUGUGCUUAACAAUGUAGUUUCAGUCUCAGAAGUUCUUUUGACAAAUGUUAACCAGUUAUGUUGGAGUCCUGACUUUAUUCCUUAACACUGAAGAAGAAAAGUGUUGUGGUCCAAACCAAAAACCCAUUGAUAUGCGUUUACUUACCUGAACACUUCAUUAGUCUAUGGGUGUUGCAGGUAUACAUAUGUUUGGAGUGGGUGGGUAUGAGAGUUGACAGCUUUGUUGUUUAAUUGUUAUAUAUAGUGUGGAUGCACAAAAAAAAGCUUACUUGAAAAACUGUUUAAUUAGCCUGCAGGGAACUUCUAAACUUCUCCAAGUGUCUCAGCUUCAAUCUCUAAAUACAGUACAACAGUGACUUCAAGUUGUGAUUACUGUAGAUGAUGUGCAUGGUGGCAUGAGCAUCAAGCCAUAAUUAUAUGCCUAGAAAUAAACCAAUAAACUGUCUUUACCAGUU
Molecule: messenger RNA, 4476 nt
Organism: Carassius carassius (crucian carp)
Lineage: Eukaryota; Metazoa; Chordata; Actinopteri; Cypriniformes; Cyprinidae
Gene: map7d2a
Product: MAP7 domain containing 2a
Exons: 18
Coding region: 336-3236 (966 amino acids)
Biological process (GO): microtubule cytoskeleton organization
Cellular component (GO): microtubule cytoskeleton
Source: RefSeq, a predicted model, not a curated record